Molecule: messenger RNA, 1261 nt
Organism: Dalotia coriaria
Lineage: Eukaryota; Metazoa; Arthropoda; Insecta; Coleoptera; Staphylinidae
Product: fatty acyl-CoA reductase 1-like
Exons: 6
Coding region: 28-1023 (331 amino acids)
Biological process (GO): long-chain fatty-acyl-CoA metabolic process
Cellular component (GO): peroxisome
Molecular function (GO): alcohol-forming very long-chain fatty acyl-CoA reductase (NADP+) activity
Source: RefSeq, a predicted model, not a curated record
AACACUUUCAGUUUUCUUAAGUUCAAAAUGUCGCCGUCCGGGCAUAAACGCGUGUUUGAUGAGGAGGUACUCGUCGAUUUGACGCAGUUUCCCGAUCGAAUCGCAGAUACAUUCGCUGGGAAAACUGUACUUGUGACAGGUGCAACCGGAUUUGUUGGUAGGGCGCUUGUAGAAAGAAUUCUGCAUAAUACAGACGUGAAAAAGGUUUAUAUUCUUAUUAAAAGUAAACGUGGAAAAGGAACACAGGAACGAUUUGCUCAUUAUUUUGAUAGCUGCUUCUUUGAUCCUUUGAAGAAGGAACGUCCUGAAUCACUUAAGAGAGUGGAAGCUAUUCAAGGAGAUUUGUCUGAGCUAGAAAUUGGAAUAUCACGAGAAGAUAGACGAAAACUAAUCGAUGAAGUGAAUAUUAUUUAUCACAGCGGUGCCAGCGUGCGUUUUGAUGAGUAUAUUAAGAAAAUGAUCAUGUUGAAUGUCAGAGGUACUAGAAACAUGAUUGCAUUGGCCAAAGAAGUCAAAAAUUUACAGCUGUUUGUACAUGUUUCUACAACAUAUUGUCAACCAAGAAAUGUAGUUCUAAAUGAAGAUGUGUCUAUAACACCUCAUAAUCCUCAUGAUAUGAUAAGAAUAGCUGAAAACAUGGAUGAAGGAACGUUAAAUAUAUUAACAUCCAAACUUGUUGGGGAUUAUGGCAAUACUUACACUUUCUCCAAAGCUUUAGCUGAAGCUAUUGUGUUUGAACAAAUGGAUAAAUUGCCAAUACUUGUGGUUAGACCUUCAAUUGUCAUGCCUUGUAUAAAACAUCCAAUACCUGGAUUUACCGAUUCUGAAUAUGGUCCAAUGUCAUUGUGGAUUCUUUACUGUAAAGGUAUGCUUCGUGUCACGAAAGUAAAACCAGAAUACGUGCUGGAUUAUGUCACUUUGGAUAUGGUCAUCAAUACUUUACUCAUCACAACUUACAACUAUAUAAAUAAUACGGAGAAAAAGUAUCGGUAUGCAACGCGACGAACAUCCAAUGGACCAUGAAAUAUUGGCAUGAAGUUAGCGUUCCUCUUUUGAAGAACAACCCUUCUCGAUUGGUCUUGGUUUUCCGUGGGUUUUCCACGUGCAAUGCCCGUUUCUCUUCUUCAUUAUGCAUAUCUUGUUCCAAUUAGUGCCUGCAGUGCUAGUUGAUAACGCAUUACAGGCUUGUGGUGUCAAAAGCAAAAGAAAACUGCUUGAUAUUCAGCGCAAGAUAACCAGAAGUAAUGAAGUGCUGAGGUUU